Messenger RNA from Eupeodes corollae, 684 nucleotides. RefSeq names its product pupal cuticle protein Edg-78E-like. The coding region runs from base 141 to 539 and encodes 132 amino acids. Gene Ontology annotation, molecular function: structural constituent of chitin-based larval cuticle. The transcript has 2 exons. Gene Ontology annotation, cellular component: chitin-based extracellular matrix. NCBI's taxonomy places the organism in Eukaryota, Metazoa, Arthropoda, Insecta, Diptera, Syrphidae. The record is from RefSeq and is a predicted model, not a curated record.
UAUACUUAAUUUCCAAAACCAAAAGAUGGUAGAAAAUUUCCGAUUUGUUGCUAUAAAAGCAUGGUCAAUAAUGCAAAUGGUCAACAGUGCUUCUUUGCAUCUCUUGGAUAUUUCAUAUCUUCUCACCGUCAACACUUAAAAUGUUCAAACUUAUUUUGGUUGCCACCCUUUUGGGAUUAGCUGUAGCUGCAGACUCUGACAGAGCCGCUGAAAUUCGCACCCUCACCAACGACCCCUCAGAUGCAGAUGGAAACUUUGCGUAUGCCUUUGACACCACCAAUGGAAUUGCUGUCCAAGAGAGUGGAAAUAUUGCCGGAGUUAAUGGAGCUGCCCAAUGGGUGUCCCCCGAAGGUGUCCCCGUUCAAUUGACCUACACAGCCGAUGAAAACGGAUACCAUCCAUCUGGUGACCAUUUGCCAACCCCACCACCGAUUCCAGAGGCCAUCCUCAGGGCCAUUGAAUACAUCAGAACCCAUCCACCAAAGGAGGAGACAGUUAAAUACCAACAGGCUCAGGCUAAUACCCCAUUUAGAGGAUAAACAUAAUUAAAUCUAGUGAUUUCAUUCAUUUUAUUUAUUCCGUCUUAUUGUUUUUUUUUUUGUAUUAUUUGUCAAGGUUAAACAAAUAAAUUGUUAGAUUUUUUAUAAGGAGAAGAAGAAUAAAAAUAAAAAUCUGUUAAAUUUA